This is a messenger RNA of Brachypodium distachyon (stiff brome), 1304 nucleotides long. Its product is annotated as protein unc-50 homolog. The transcript has 10 exons. Bases 189 to 932 code for a protein of 247 amino acids. Lineage: Eukaryota; Viridiplantae; Streptophyta; Magnoliopsida; Poales; Poaceae. Gene Ontology annotation, cellular component: Golgi membrane. The record is from RefSeq and is a predicted model, not a curated record.
CCACCACGCAGGCAGCAGUGUUCCAAGAAGAAACGAAAAACGAAAAAAGAACAGAGACGAAGUAUAGCUGCAUCCUGCAUAGGAAGCCAGAUCUCGCUUGCCCCGCGCUGUGACAGCCACCAGAGGAAGAAAGAAGCAGCAGCGGCAGCAGAUCCCGAGAGCGGAGGAGGCGAGGCCAGUGGAGGACGAUGCUGCCGACGACGGCGUCCAAGGGCCGGGGGGCCGCUCGCUCCGCCCCGCCGCUCUUCGGCCCGUAUCUCCGCCGCAUCGUCAAGUGGCAGCAAAUGGAUAUCGAGUACACAUUUUGGCAAAUGGUUCAUCUAUGUACUUCACCAAAAGUAGUCUAUCAGCACACCAAAUAUCACAAGCAAACAAAGAAUCAGUGGGCUAGGGAUGAUCCUGCAUUUGUUGUCAUUCUAAUUCUUUUCCUUGUGUUUGCGACUUCAGCUUACUGUGCAGCGUUUGGAGAGAGUGCCUCCCAUGCUGCUUUAACAAUCACCUCGGUUGUGUUCAUCCAUUUCUUGUUUGCUGGACUAGUUUUGGCUACACUUUGUUGGUUCCUUACAAAUUCUUAUUUGAGGGAGGAGCCUAAUAGCCAUGUGGUUGAACAACGUGUCGAGUGGCUCUAUGCAUUUGAUGUUCACUGCAACUCGUUCUUCCCUGCAUUUGUCAUCCUAUAUGUGCUUCAAUACUUUUUGUCGCCUCUAUUGAUCGCACAUGGCUUUUUUCCUGCUCUGUUAUCAAACCUCCUGUUCAUGGUGGCGAUAUCUUAUUAUCACUAUCUGAACUUUCUAGGAUAUGAUGUUCUUCCAUUUUUGGACAGAACAACAUUUUUCUUGUACCCAAUUGGACUUGUGAUCAUACUAUCGCCACUUAUGAUACUCAUAGGGUUCAAUCCGACGAGAUACUUUUUGAGCUUGUACUUCAGUUAAGAUUGAUACUGUUUAUGGUAAAGUAAAAGAAGACUGCAGCGACAAAACUAAUGGCAAUUGGGAUAUAUACUUUGAAGUAGUAUUUAGAUCUCUUGUGUUAUCAGGGUAGAGCGAGCUUCAGAAAAAGCUCAGAGCAUUCUUGGUGCCUGCGGCAGGGCCAUCAUCACGAGCCUUCUGAACGAAGUCCAUUUUGGUGUCAACUUGUUCAUAUGAUGUGUUGUAUUCCUGAUUUGAGCCCAAUUGACCAGUGUACAAUUUAAUUGCGGAGUACAAAAUCAUAUCACAUUGGGAUCAACAAUGCAUGUCAACUAUCUUCUAGUCAUCGGCAUUUUUCAUGGCAAUAUAUAUGAAACUCUAGCUUGUUACUUUGCA